Molecule: messenger RNA, 603 nt
Organism: Aspergillus nidulans FGSC A4
Lineage: Eukaryota; Fungi; Ascomycota; Eurotiomycetes; Eurotiales; Aspergillaceae
Exons: 1
Coding region: 1-603 (200 amino acids)
Source: RefSeq, a predicted model, not a curated record
AUGCCGCCUCCACCGCUGCAGCUCCACCCGCGCCCUCACACAGACACAUCCACAUCCAACCACCCCAGUCUCAAGCUCAACCUCGUCCCCCGUGGUAACGACAACGAAGCAACACACAUAACCAACAGCGCCAUCUCCAUUCCCUCGACCUACGGCCGGACAACCAACCCACCAAACCCAGGCGUCGUAGUCGGCGCGACCCUCGGCGCAGUCGCCGGCUUCUUAUUACUCCUCUACCUGCUCUACCUCUCUCUCACAUCUGGCCGACGCUUCAGUCCGUCCACGAUCGCCGCUACCUCUACCACACCCUCUGAAAUCGUGGAUGUAGGGUUUCGGAAUCGACGCGGACCGGGGCCGAGAUCAGGUCUGGGUUCACGGAGAAGACGGGCGGAUGAGAUUAUUGUUGAGGAGGAUUUGACGAGUCAUUCGCAUUCUCAUGGCCUUGGCGAUGAGGGAGGUGUGGUGGAGGUUAUCGAAGAGGAGAGCGUGGUGGACCCGCCACCUAGUUCGAGAUACCGGAGUCGAUCGAGAAGUAGUAGUGAGACGAGGAGUCGGAAUGAUCGGUAUAGGAGGGGAGGGAGCGAGUUUAGUGGGAGGUCUUGA